Molecule: messenger RNA, 1482 nt
Organism: Nycticebus coucang (slow loris)
Lineage: Eukaryota; Metazoa; Chordata; Mammalia; Primates; Lorisidae
Gene: ENTR1
Product: endosome associated trafficking regulator 1
Exons: 10
Coding region: 56-1363 (435 amino acids)
Biological process (GO): regulation of cytokinesis; positive regulation of cilium assembly; positive regulation of protein localization to cilium
Cellular component (GO): ciliary basal body; midbody; centrosome
Source: RefSeq, a predicted model, not a curated record
GCCAUGGAGCUGCCGCUACCGGGCUAAGCAGGUCCAGCCCGCCGGUCCCGCGGCGAUGUCGGGCUACCCGCGCCGCCCGGGCGCCACCCCGCUAUCCCGAGCCCGGAGCCUCGUCAUUCCCGACGCUCCAGCGUUCUAUGAGCGCCGGUCUUGUCUCCCCCAGCUAGACUGUGAGCGUCCCCCUGACAGGGACCAGGACUCCCACUUCUUCGGCAUUCGGCCGACAUUUAUGUGCUAUGUGCCCAGUCCGGUGCUAGCUUCCGUGGGAGAUUCAGAUUUUGGCUAUGGAAAGGGGAAAUGUACUAAGCAAGGUCCAUCCGGAGCCCAUGAGACACGUUUUGGAGAUGACAAACUUGAAGAUCUUGAAGAGGCAAAUCCAUUUUCCUUCAAAGAAUUUCUGAAAACCAAGAACCUCAGCUUGUCCAAAGAAGAUGUAACCAACAGAAUUUAUUCAAAGGAAGCGGCGAGGCACUCAGUGAGACUCGACCACAACUCUCCAACCAACCAGCCCGUGGGGUAUGGCCUGGAAUAUCAGCAGCCAUUUUUCGAAGACCCAACAGGAGCUGGCGACCUCCUAGAUGAGGAGGAAGAUGAGGAUGACGGGUGGACUGGGUCCUAUCUGCCAUCUGCCAUGGAGCAGACGCACUCUGCAAGGGUUACUGCCAGCACAUCACCCUGUGGCACGUACCUGUCAUUUUUUUCCACUCCGUCGGAGCUGACGGGGCCCAAGUCUCUGCCCUCAUGGACACUGAGUGACACGGACUCUCGUGUGUCUCCGGGAUCCCCAACGGGGAGUCCUGGCACAGACUUUGCAGCUCAUGGAGAGUCUCUGGGAGACCGGCACCUACGGACGCUGCAGAUAAGUUAUGAGGCAUUAAAAGAUGAAAAUUCUAAGCUAAGAAGAAAGCUGAAUGAGGUUCAGAGCUUCUCUGAAACUCAAACAGAAAUGGUGAGGACACUUGAGCGGAAAUUAGAAGCAAAAAUGAUCAAGGAGGAGAGUGACUACCAUGACCUGGAGUCGGUGGUUCAGCAGGUGGAGCAGAACCUGGAGCUCAUGACAAAGCGGGCUGUAAAGGCAGAAAAUCACGUCAUGAAACUGAAACAGGAAAUAAAUUUGCUCCAGGCUCAGGUCUCCAACUUCAAACGUGAGAAUGAAGCUCUGAGGUCAGGCCAGGGUGCCAGCUUGACUGUUGUGAAGCAGAACACCGAUGUGGCCUUACAGAACCUCCACGUUGUCAUGAACAGUGCACAGGCUUCUAUAAAGCAGCUGGUUUCCGGAGCCGAAACGUUGAAUCUUGUUGCCGAAAUCCUUAAAUCUAUAGACAGAAUUUCUGAAAUUAAAGACAAGGAGGACGACUCCUGAGGAGCAUUGCGAUGCUCUCGGCUCAAAGCCCUGUGCAAACCCAAGGUCACUCCUGCUUCAUCUGAACAUGUAAUUGUGUCUUUAACUGUGCAGUUUUCACCCAGAGUAAAGUAUUUAUC